CUCAAAAAAAGAUAAUAUGGUCCUUUUAUAUGCCCACCACGAAGGAGUCUUUCUUAUCCAAAUUUCUUCGUCCUAUGUCCUGUAAUUAAAUCUGCUUCAUUUCCGCCCUGAUCACAUUUGUUAGUAUUUUUCACUUAUCAUGUAUUCAUCAUCAAACCCAGAAGGUUAUGAUCCGGAGUACUCCGACGAGCAGCAUAUAUUCGCGGAGGACACCACGACUAGUACUGGUAUUCCAGUCAGCUCCGACAGCCAACAAUAUGAUGACUCGUCCAGUUUCAAGCCUGCUGUGUUUCGUGUUCAGUCUAGAGUUCGGGUCCCUUGGUCCUCCGGCCUCUGUGACUGUUUCACAGACAAAAAAACUUGUUGCGUGACCUUCUGGUGCCCCUGCAUUACUUUUGGACAAAUUGCAGAGAUUGUGGAUAAAGGAUCAACAUCUUGUGGAGCGAAUGGAGCUUUGUACGCACUAAUCUGCUGCGUGAUUUGCUGUCCAAGCCUGUACUCAUGCUUUUACAGGUCGAAGAUGAGGCAACAGUACUUUCUGCGGGAGACCCCCUGCGGAGAUUGCUUGGUUCAUUGCUUCUGUGAGCAGUGUGCUUUGUGCCAAGAGCAUCGUGAGCUCAAAACCCGUGGUUUCGACAUGACCAUCGGUUGGCAUGGAAACGUGGAGCAACGUAAUCGCGGGGUCACCGAGGCAAUGAAGGCUCCGAUGGCGGAAGCAGGCAUGAACCGAUAGCGUGCAUCGAAGAUGAUCUAUGAUUGGAUUUUAAUUUCCUCUAUAUGAUAAUUCAAAACUACAACUUAAGGCGUGAGUCAUGUACGUGUACUUACUCAACGGAGUUGGGUUAUUUGUUUCGAUCAUCUUGGAGAAUAAUCAU
This is a messenger RNA of Juglans microcarpa x Juglans regia, 875 nucleotides long. RefSeq names its product protein PLANT CADMIUM RESISTANCE 2-like. The record is from RefSeq and is a predicted model, not a curated record. The coding region runs from base 140 to 733 and encodes 197 amino acids. The transcript has 4 exons. Lineage: Eukaryota; Viridiplantae; Streptophyta; Magnoliopsida; Fagales; Juglandaceae.